Messenger RNA from Musca vetustissima, 1097 nucleotides. Its product is annotated as muscle calcium channel subunit alpha-1-like. Bases 45 to 1097 code for a protein of 350 amino acids. The record is from RefSeq and is a predicted model, not a curated record. Gene Ontology annotation, cellular component: membrane; voltage-gated calcium channel complex. Lineage: Eukaryota; Metazoa; Arthropoda; Insecta; Diptera; Muscidae. Gene Ontology annotation, biological process: calcium ion import across plasma membrane. The transcript has 4 exons. Gene Ontology annotation, molecular function: high voltage-gated calcium channel activity.
GCUCCAGCUUAAUAUCAAUAAAUUUUUUUCGACUUUUUCGCGUUAUGCGCUUAGUAAAAUUGUUGAGUAAAGGCGAAGGCAUUCGGACCCUACUUUGGACAUUUAUAAAAUCAUUUCAAGCCCUUCCGUAUGUAGCGCUUUUAAUUGUAAUGCUAUUUUUCAUUUAUGCAGUUAUUGGCAUGCAGGUUUUCGGAAAGAUUAUGUUGGAGGAAGGGACAGCAAUUGACCGUAACAACAAUUUUCAAACAUUCCCCCAAGCCGUUUUAGUUUUAUUUCGUUCUGCAACGGGAGAGGCUUGGCAGGAGAUUAUGAUGGCUUGUUCUCCACGGGAUGAUGUCAAAUGUGAUCCAGAAUCAGAUGCAGUUAGCAACUGUGGUUCAAGCAUUGCUUUUCCUUACUUCAUAUCGUUUUACGUUUUAUGCAGUUUCCUUAUUAUUAAUUUGUUCGUAGCCGUAAUUAUGGAUAACUUCGAUUAUCUUACUCGUGAUUGGUCCAUACUAGGCCCUCAUCAUUUGGACGAAUUCAUCAGAUUAUGGAGUGAAUAUGAUCCUGAUGCAAAGGGCCGCAUUAAACACUUGGAUGUAGUUACACUUUUGCGAAAAAUUUCUCCUCCUUUGGGAUUUGGUAAAUUAUGCCCUCAUCGUAUGGCAUGCAAACGCCUUGUGUCAAUGAAUAUGCCACUUAAUUCAGAUGGGACAGUACUAUUUAACGCAACGUUGUUUGCUGUUGUUCGCACAUCUUUAAGUAUUAAAACGGAAGGUAAUAUUGACGAAGCUAAUGCUGAACUACGAGCAACAAUAAAACAAAUUUGGAAGAGAACAAAUCCAAAAUUGUUAGAUCAAGUUGUUCCUCCACCUGGAAACGACGACGAGGUUACUGUUGGUAAAUUUUACGCAACAUAUCUUAUACAAGACUAUUUCCGUCGGUUUAAAAAGCGAAAGGAACAGGAAGGUAAAUGCGAACAUACAGAAAGCUCAGUAACUUUACAAGCUGGACUUCGAACACUGCAGGAAAAUUCCCCAGCAUUAAAAAGAACCAUUUCAGGAUAUCUUGAUGAGUUGUCAGCAGAAGCUGAUCCCAUGCAUAGGAAAUCUUAA